UAUUCUCAGUAAGACGUCACCGGGUCAAAGUUGAACCCACAGCGAAAUCAUGGUGGAGCACGAGAAAAUACGCGUGGUCCAAUGUGGCGGGUGUAGACUCAACUUUAGAGCGCCUGUUGUUACAAACGAUUCCAAGUUCCUCCUGUGCGCGUCUGGAGUGUGUGUGAAGGUGUACAGCACUGCCACGGAGGAGUUUGUUCAUGAGCUGCGGGGACACAGUGACCUGGUCACGGCUGUGCUGAUCAAGCCCUCCAACCACCUGCAGGCCUACUCCUGCUCUGUAGAUGGCAGUGUCAGGCUUUGGGACUUUACAGAUGGGAUCCUCAUCAAGUCUUACUUUAUUGGACAACCAAUCUACGCCAUGUAUGCCACUGCUCAGCACAAAGGAAUGGUCUUCAUUGUCAUCCAAAACCAAACAAAUGAGGUCUUCCAGCUGGUGGCGGUAGAGCUCUCUCAGGAUGCCGAUGAGCUAGUGAAGGACGAGGAUCGGUCCUUGGUGCUCCCACACGUCAACGCCAGUCCAGAAUGCAUCGCCUUUGGCAGAGAGAGCGAAUAUAUUGCUUCUGUCGAGGCUUUGUGUAUGACGGUCUAUUUCUUCAGGAAGGGAAAAACAUCCAGCUUUCCGUUGUGCAACAAAAAGACAGUCGGCAAAAACACCUUCACGUGCGUCGCCUGUCACCCCAAAGAUGACGUCAUCGCCACCGGACACGUGGACGGAAAGAUUCGCUUGUGGAGAAACUUCCACCAGAAGAAGCAGUACACCCAGAUGACACUCCACUGGCACCACGACACUGUCAGCUCGCUGUGCUACACUCCGGAAGGUACCAACCUUCUGAGCGGAGGUGUGGAGUCUGUGCUGGUACAGUGGAAACACGGCCAAGAGAGCCAGAAGGAAUUUCUUCCUCGACUCGGUGCCUCAAUCACACAUGUGACCGUGUCGCCCGACGGUGCGCUCUUCUGCACCUCGCACUCCGACAACAAAAUCACAAUUAUCAAGAGCUGCAAAGUGUCCGCCGUCAUUCAAGGCCUCGUCAAAGGACAAAGCAUCGCCACAGACCUGUUGGUGGACCCUCGCAGCAAAGCGCUGGUCCUGAACGGAAAGCCCGGCCACUUGCAGUUUUACUCACUUGAGAGGGAUAAGCUGCUUUUCAACUUGGAUAUCGUCCAGCAAGAGUACAUCCACGAGCUGGCGGUGCUGCAGUUCCGAGUGGUCAAGGCGGCUUUCGAAGCCUCCGGGGAGUGGCUGGCCACCGUGGAAGAGCUCCGACCCAAAACGGCCGAGUUGGAGCUUCAUUUGAAAUUGUGGGCCUUUGACCACCAAACGCAAAGUUUUGCGCUGACCACGACCAUCUCGGCCCCCCACGAGGGCGAGAUCACGGCCAUGUGCUUCGGCUUGGCCGACCACCGCGGCGGCCCCCCGCUCAUCACCACCAGUAAGGACGGACACUUCAAAGUUUGGCGGCAGGUGCCGUCCCCCAACCACACAGAAGAUGAGGCGGGUUGGUCGUGGGCGUGCGACUUUGUGGGCUCGUAUCACAACCUGCGGCCUCAUUGCUGCUGCUUCUCGGCCGACGGCUCCCUGCUCGCCGUGGGCUUCCGGGAGGUGGUGACGCUGUGGAGUCCGGCUACUUGGGAACUCCUGACAACGCUGUCCCAGCCGCCUGGGGAAAUCAGGAAUCUUUGUUUUGGCCGACUAAGCUGCUCCAAGUACUUGCUGGGGACGACGGCAAAGAACCUGCUCUGCUGUUGGAAUCUCCUCACGUGCUCGCUGGAGUGGAGCACCUCCAUGGACGUCAGCUUGCUGCUACCUGACCCGCUGUCUGAGAACAUGGCGGCGUUCUGCAGUCAAGACAACUGCGCCGACCUGUUUGUGUUUAAGCCCUGCGAGCCGCGGCCGCUGUUUUGCCAAAAGGCCGUGUGUCCCGGGAGGGUGACCCGGGCCGUCUUCACCCCGAGGGACGCCAUGCAAGACAGCUGCGACGAGAGCUGCCAGUGGCUCAACCGAUCCCGGCUCUACUUUCUCAGCCAGUGCACGGAGCUAAUGACGUUUAUCACAGAGGACGAAGAGAAACAACUGCUGGCUUCUCAUAAAGAGUUCACCAUUGACGACACGGUUGCCAAGACGCCGUUCCGCCUGUUACUGGGCCAACAGCCGCAAGGAGGAGGCGAUCUGGACCGACCUGAUCAUUCCGACACUGCGAAGAGAGAGCCACCCCCGCGGGGUUCCGCUGCCGUUCGAGAGCUUCUGCAGACCCCCAGCCACGUCCUACCUGCCGCCACUUUCCUAUGCUCCAUGUUCGUACAGUCGCUGCUCAUCUCAGUCGCAGAGUCCAGUGACCCAAAACACGUCGAGAAGGAAAUGGAGAGCGAAAAAGAAGAAGAGGAUGACUCUGAGGAGGAGGAAAUGGAAACUGGCCACGUUGGAGCAAAACGGCCGUCGACGGCAGCAAGCGAGGCGGCCGAGGACGCUGCGCCGGCGAUGACCCGAGCGCAGCUCAGAGAAUUGAGGCGAGUGACAAAACUGGACCGCAGCUGGCUCAGUGGCCUCCUUGACUCUUGAGCAAAUUAUUUUUCGUUAUUAUCAUUGUUAUGGGUCUAUUUUACAAUAAAUGUGUAUCGGUUCUUGUUUCUCGGAAUCAAUGAACGCCCCAUCCCCAAAACACUUGCUCAUACCCCCCCCCUCAGUUUUAGUGCCUCGUACACGACAACAAUGCUGCAACUCCACUGCUGCUUCCUACAGGAUGGAUUUGCAUCCCGGUGAUGGGCAUGGAAUUGGGCUGACGCGUCUAUGAUAACAGGAUGCACAAAAUGCUCUCCCUUGCCGUCUGUGACACCAAUCAUACUUUGAGUAGCGUCAUUCUUUCUGUCCUUUUCUAAUAUACAGUACGUAGUACGUGCGUCUUUAUACUUGUUGCUGUCGCAAAGGUUCAACGUCUACAGACAAGAAGGCCAGAUAAAGACGGCCUUCAAAUGAAGGCUUUUCCUUCUUUGCAAACAAUUUAGGGACUUGAGCGAAAGCAGCAUUUUUGGAAGGAGGUUUCCGAGAAGACAGUAAACUCAAUCGUUACGUCACAAGUCCGAGCGGAACUGAUAGCGUGGCUGAUUAUUGCAAGUUGAAACCUUGCUCCCUCAGACAAAAGGUGAAUGAGUCUACGUGCGGACAAAGUCCGGCACGGAUUGAGAGGAAAAUGCAAAAAAAAUGAAGUGCACUCAUAAACGUCUCUGUGCUGGAAGGUUGACCAACUUUGGCCACCUGACUAAGAAGCAAACCCAAAGUUGUAAGAUGGCUACAUUCUUCAUCUUGCAAAUGAUACUGUGGCGGCUUUUUUUUGGUCUUCUCGCUAGCUCCAACGACCCGCUAAGGAGGGAAAUGAAAACUGCUGAUGAAAGGGAAGUCUUAUCCGACCGACCCUGAGACCAGAACGGAAAACCGCCGACUCGGAGCUUUGGGAUUUGGGGCUUAAGGCAAAUACUUUGCUACCUAAAGCUGUGUGUUUGGCUGCUUAGUCAUGCAGUGAGGCCCAUCGGCGUGUCUCGUUACGCUCGACACUUUUUGCUGCGUAACGGUUCAGUUCUGCAGGGCGUUGGAGCAAUCAAGUGCAAAAGAGCAGGCCAGCGCAGUAUUGUGCCCUUUGUACGGAAAGGCGCCUCUGUUGGAAUGAAGAGUCAGGUUUUACUGAGAAUCAAGAAGUAUAUUUGACGUUUUUUUUUCUUUCUUCAGAUCCCAUGACCCCAAUUUAUUUGUAUAGCCCUAAAUCACAAGCAGUGAUUGGACCCCAAUAACCAUUCAGCAUGACACUAUUUGUAUGAUGAGGCUUGUGAUACAAUAGUGCCAAAAUAGAAUAGCGAUUUGGAGGCGUCAAGAAUUAUAAAUCUUAUCUUGAUGCUCCAGAUGCUCACUUUACGACUUAGUUUGUCAAGGAGAUGAUGACGAGCUCAACCUUUAUGAGGUCAUGUUUCUCAGGUUUACUGGAGUCAUCAACUAAAGUGUGCUAAAAAAAAAAAA
Molecule: messenger RNA, 4006 nt
Organism: Syngnathus acus (greater pipefish)
Lineage: Eukaryota; Metazoa; Chordata; Actinopteri; Syngnathiformes; Syngnathidae
Gene: wdr75
Product: WD repeat domain 75
Exons: 21
Coding region: 50-2560 (836 amino acids)
Biological process (GO): positive regulation of transcription by RNA polymerase I; positive regulation of rRNA processing
Cellular component (GO): nucleolus
Molecular function (GO): RNA binding; protein binding
Source: RefSeq, a predicted model, not a curated record